Arvicola amphibius (Eurasian water vole) is the source of this 3880-nucleotide messenger RNA. RefSeq names its product biogenesis of lysosomal organelles complex 1 subunit 5 (gene Bloc1s5). The transcript has 5 exons. The coding region runs from base 37 to 609 and encodes 190 amino acids. The record is from RefSeq and is a predicted model, not a curated record. Gene Ontology annotation, cellular component: BLOC-1 complex; transport vesicle. NCBI's taxonomy places the organism in Eukaryota, Metazoa, Chordata, Mammalia, Rodentia, Cricetidae.
CGCAGCGGCGCCCGCGGGUGGGCGGAGCCGGCAGGCAUGAGUGGCGGAGGGACCGAGACUCCCGUGGCGUGUGAGGCCGCCCACGGCGGCGGCGGCGGCGGCGGCAAGAAGCGGGACUCGCUGGGGACUCCGGGUGCGGCGCACCUCAUUAUCAAGGAUCUUGGAGAGAUUCAUUCAAGGCUUCUGGAUCACAGACCAGUUACCCAAGGGGAAAUUCGAUAUUUUGUAAAAGAAUUUGAAGAAAAACGUGGCCUUCGCGAAUUGCGAGUUCUUGAGAACUUGAAGAAUAUGAUCGAGGAAACAAAUGAGCGCAUGCUUCCCAAAUGCAGAGAGACCAUGCAGGAUGGUCUGGAGGAGACCCUGCAGAAACUGCAAGCAGCCAACGACUCCAUCUGCAGACUCCAACAGAGAGAACAGGAACGGGAAAAGGUGAUUCAUGACCACUUGACAGCUAGUGAGAAGCAGCGUCUGCUCCAGUGGGAGGAGUUCCUGAAAGAACAGCCGCAGCGCCGAGCUGAAGUGGACGAUGAGCACAGAAGAGCCAUGGAAAGGCUCAGGGAGCAGUAUGCCGCAAUGGAGAAGGACCUAGCCAAGUUCUCUACCUUUUAAGAAUUUGAUCUACAGGGACAGAUGAAUGAAAAGGCACUGGCUUCCCCCAAAUCUUUCUACCAACCACAGAGCCGCUUCUGCAAGCUUAGAAAAAUAUGCAGUGGCACUCCUAGGUCUGAAGAGAGAAACUUCUGGAGCCGGAUCAAUGUCCACUGGAAGAAGAGUGCUUGCGUGUCUGAAUGUGACCGUCUGGAGAGGAGUGAAAAGGGGACAGAUGUGUUGCUAAUCCGAUGUGGUCUUCUCGGUGAUUAGCUCAGAUUGCUGUGUGCACGGUUCUUCAAGAGUCCACUUCAUUGUCACCAAGGGUAAAGGGUUUAUUAUUGUGGGUUAAAUGGCAGGUGUGACCUGUCACAGCAUCCUUGGGGAAGGGUCAGAACAGCUCCUCUUGUGACAGAGAUGCCAUGGUGGGCUUUAACAGCUUACUUGGAGACACCAGAUUUUGCAGUACAACACAAUAUUGUGUGUUUUGCUGGGUGACAAGACACAUGCCUUGUAGCAUUUAAUAUUUUCAUCUCCUAAACUAUGCUUAGGAGAAAAAUCCCACCAAAAUGUAUUUUUGACAUUUAACCUCUCCAAGGAUCAUCAUCUUGCUCAUAGUACCCCCCUCCCCUUUUGUGUCCAUUUUGCUUUGCGCGGGCUCUUUAAGGAACAGCAUCUGUGCAUGCUUCAGCUGCUCAGUAGGUAGUCAGCAGAGUCUGCAUGGAGUCCCUCCAGAACCAUGUAAGACUGGCUCUGGGCAGACCAGAAAUGUCCGUCCACACAGCAGAUGAUGUGUGUUAGGGGUAAAUCCCCUUCGUAUUAAUGUCCGUCCUCUAGCAGGUGUGUCCCAGUGGACACCACUAUCCGUCACCGCUGUGAUCAUCACACACUUGCACUUAAUCUAAUCGAGGAACCAUGUUGAGUUCCAUUUGCUGUAAAUUAAACAGACGUGCAUGCAGUCAUUUGAGGAGAUGGAUAGCCAGUGGAUUUGAGGUGUGGGUGAGUCUUUCUAGUAUUUUCUGUUGCUCUUCAGUCAAGAAAGGUAAGAAAGAAAAUACCUCACUCAUGAUAUCUCAGUGUUUUCACUGCAGAAAAUUGACAAUGCUUGCCUGUGUAAAUGUAUGGCCGACUGUGAAAGCUUCAUUCUUGGCUCAUGCUGAAAUGUGAUUAAAGCUAAUAGAAGAGAUGAAAUAAGUAUUUGAAACUUCUUUCAGUAACACUGAACUUCUGCCAACUUUCUCUGUUUGCUACUGUAGGCCUGACAGGCUCAUCAAUCAUCCUCUGGUCCCUGGGCUGAAAGAGCACUUGCUGACACAGAAGCAUGCUAGAAUUUUCUUAAUUCUCUUUCGGUGGAUGGAAAAAAACAUUUCCAAAAAUAGCCAACACGUGAAAAGGGAAGGGAGAGGGCCACAAGUAAAAAACCCCUUUGUAUCAUAGGCACUCUUUGGAAUGUUGUUAGUGACCGCCACACCAUUAAUAGUUGCUAUCAAAUCAGAAUUCUGUGUGCGGGUGGGCGUGUGUACUGUGCUCACUGGACACAUAGCACAGCAGAGAUUUCUGGUGCUUUGUGUGCAUCACAAACUAAUAAGUGCUUUAUCUCCUAAAUUUGCACACAGCAACAUCUUUGUAAGGAGAGCAGACCAGGACAAUGUCUAAGCUUCCUUGUUCCUGCACUCAGUUUUCUCCGCCACUGUUAAGGGUCAGUUGCUUUGCCUUCCUGUUGUCUUGUUCAGUGGUGGACACUUCUCCUUUUCUUCCUUUCCAAAUCAACUUUGUUACAUAUUUUAAAGAAUUCAGUUGCAUAAUUUACAUUUGUGCUGUGUUGAACAGAGAUGCUGUGGUUAUAUGUGGCUCACAGGAUUCUAACAAUCAAACGAAAUAAUGUGUUAUAAUUUUAAACCAUUAGGAAAUGUUGAUUUGAGUGUAAGUUUUGGUUGUAAUUAAUUUCUCUUUGACAUGUGACGUUUUCUUUUUUGUUCCUAACUGAUAGAUUUUAAAUUCUGUUCUUAUUAUUGAUUUCUCCUAUAGUUGAAGUCUAAUCAGAGAAUAGGUACAUAUACAAUUGAAUUGUUCAGAUUUGUUAGGGUUUGCAUUAGUGAAGAUACAGUCUGUUUUACAACUGUUCAUAGUGUGUGGAAAAUGUGCACUGCCAGCCAGGUGUCCCUUAGGCCAGGCCUGUUAUGUACAGGGCUUCUGUCCCUUUCCUUCUACGUGACCCUUCAGAUUCUGCAGUAUGUUAGAAUUUCCUUUCCUGUUGGGUUUACUAUUUUAUCCCUAAAACUAACUAUUAACUAACACUGUUUGCCCAGACUUACCCGCAACCUAUGUGGGAAGCUGUUAGGGUGCAGUUGCAGGGUGGCAAUUAUUUUCUUCCUCCCCGUCUUUUCUUGUUGCUUCUGAAAUGACACCUGAUCAGCACACCUUGGUGACUUUCAAGAUUCUUCUCUUUGGUGAGAGUUAAACAUUCUACUUUCCCAGCACCACUGAUUUCUCCCUCGCAACACUGCAAGCCCCAGACCAUAUUCCCUUUACCCCUGUGUAUAAAACGAGUUGUACGUUCUUACCUGUCCUGUGAAGGAGCGAGAUCUGAUGCCUCUCAAUGGCGGUUGAUUGGUGCCUGGGGAUCCGAGGCAUAGAGGAAAGAGUUGAGCCUGCAAUACCCACUGUGACCUGCAGCUGCCCUUCUCAGCCAUGGCAUGAAGAUUUGAUCUUUUUGUAGCCAAAGGAAAGAGAAAGAAAAAGACUGAAGUGUGUGUAGGAAGAGACAGAGGCCCAGAACAUGUGCUCCUGUUUUGCUCUUUCUAACCCAGUGAGCAUAGGGAAAAAGGUCACGUGAGGGUAUAGCAAGAAGCAAGACUGGCUGUUUGAUAACCAGGAAGAGAGACCUCAUCGCAAGUGACUCGAUCUUUGAUAUCAUGGCUGCUAGGUCUGAGAAGGGUAGUUUCCUUUGAUUGAGCAACCCACCCUAUGACAACCAAAGUAGACUGUAGACUGCCACCAUCCGUGCCUUUUAUUCUUGUCACUCAUGUAGACACGGCUGCUUGAAACCCAGAUCCUUGUAGCCAGAAGGGAAGGGGCACCUCCAGGACAGCUCUAAUACCAGAGCUCAGUUACCCUGUAGAAUUGCGUUGUCUCCCAGAUCAGCUUCAUGAACUCAGCUUUGAAUAAAGAAUUAGAUCAUUUCUUGUAGAUUUUUUUCAGGGUAUUCCAUAGUCAGAGAGAUCUCUAUGUAUGGAAACGGCUAAGGAAGUAUGUGAUGAUUUUGCCACAUUAAAAUUUCCUACAAAAAGAA